This is a messenger RNA of Rhipicephalus microplus (southern cattle tick), 660 nucleotides long. RefSeq lists its product as uncharacterized. The record is from RefSeq and is a predicted model, not a curated record. Lineage: Eukaryota; Metazoa; Arthropoda; Arachnida; Ixodida; Ixodidae.
ACCAUUCCAUUACUUCCGCGGUAGACAGCUUUCAGUUCAUCGCUUUCAGCAGGAUCGUUUCCCUCCGUGGAGAACCACAGCACUCGUUCGCGAUGUUCAAGUUCACCAUACACCUGCUGCUCUGCGUGGCAGUCCUGCCAGCGCAAACACCAGACCUCUUCAAGAACUGCGUGCCGGCCUCGAGCAGCGUAGAAGCGCCGCAAAUAUGCGUCCUGAUACCACAUGAUGAAUUACUCAGAUACGUUACCUACUACUGGUUGCUCGCCGAGUCCGUGCUGCAGAAACCCUCCAACCAGCUGGAGCCAAAGUACCUCAACGCUGUCUACAACUUGACACGUGUCGCAGUCAAGGAUCGAGAUGUGAAAGAAAAAGCCACUUUUCGCUUGGAGUUUACAACUAGCCGGAGUAACUGCCUUCAUCCACGUCAAUACAGCGCUGUCACUUGCCUGCCAAUUGACGACAAGGUGAACGGUUUAUGCCAGGCAGCGCUUCACUACCGUAACGGCAUGUUUGACAUCGAGCAAUCCUGGUGCAAGCGCAUGGGUUAAGUACGCUACCUGGCGCGCGAAACCCGAAUCCCUAUCUGUGACCCCCUGAAGCGCGCUAGCGCCAGGCGAGAGAGACAUAGACAUGGGAAUGCAAUAAAGUGUCAAACACGUA